AUGACUUGUCCGGCACGCAAAUCGCGUAAUACGGAGAACAAAUGAGAUUACGCGAGAGAGGCGGGACUAUAAAUUCGGUUCGGCGCUUGGCUCCGUAGCAGUGGCGGUUGUUUCAAUAUGGCGGAUGUGGUCGUGAGCGGAGGCUGCGCCGCAGGCAUUUCCUGGGUUCACGAUAAAUCCAGCGAUCAUCAGCCCUUGGUGCUUGUGUCUGGUUUGAGCAAAGAAGAGAACUUGAACAUGGUUAUGAGAAAUGUGUCAAGAUGUAGUGGUGAGACUGGAGAAGGGGGGUAUGGUGGCAAGGGGGGUGCAAAAGCUGCAGCUAGGCCUGAGGGUGGGGCAAAGAAGAAGCUUGCUAAGUGCCCUACCCACCAUUCCAAGGCUUCUCUGAACAUGAGCCCUUGUCCACCUGCUUCUACUACCACUACGGUUGGGUCUCUUGCCGACCACAUGGCUUUCUUUACCGUUGAGCAGCCAGUACUUGAGGGAGCCCAAGUCAAGAGCCAUGCAUCUCUGAAGGACCUCUGCCCGGAAGAUAAGCGCCGCAUUGCAAACCUCAUUCAAGAGUUGGCUAGGGUGAACGAGGAGAAGGAUGAGACAUCGCAGAGGCUUCGGGAUGAGCAAGAGUCUUUUGAGAGGAAGAUCCAGCAGUUGGAGGAGCAGAAUCGGCUUAUCGUUCAGGAACGAGAAAACCUACAGCAGCAGUAUCGUGAGUGCCAGGAACUUCUUGGGCUGUACCAGCAGUACCUCACGCAGCAGCAGGAAAAGUUGAACGAGUCCAUUGCCCAGCUCCAGCACUCUGGUUCUAAACAAAAGGUCACCAACAGUGAAGAUGGUUGUGCAAGGCCAUGGGCGCAAGAUUCAGAUGGCUCUUAUCUGGGCCUCAACCCAUAUGAAGGAGCAUGUUCAAGCUUUCCAAGCAAGCAGUCCUGGACUACCGAUCCUAGUCAUCUGUCCUCGUGUAGUAAGCAGAGCACUGGACAGUCUGAGGGACAGAUUCAGAAGAAUGGCCCUCUGGAAGAGGGGGCCAAAUUCCAAUCAGGAUCCUCUGUCAAGGGGUGCUUUGUCAACAGGGUUCCCAGUUGCUUGGGAGCCUUGGAGCCAUGCAACUCUCAUCACUCCCAUUAUGUUGAGAACUCCAAAGAUGACACAACCACAGGGUUAAAAAAUUGUUGUUCAUCAUGGGCAGAAGACGAAAAAUGCCGCAGUGUACGUGAGGAGUCUGUUAAAGGCAAGGUUGUGGCUGCAGCACCAUCACUUGCCUUGGAGGACUGGAAAGAGAAAAGGUACCGACUUAUGUUGCAGAAAAUGGAGCUUGAGGUGGAACGGGCACGGCUACAGACUCACGUGAUGCAGCAGAAGGAACAUCUUCUUCGACAGAACCGGCAGCCGCAUCAUUCUCAUCUCAAACAGAGCAGGUUCCAAGGAGUAGAAAUGGCAGAGUUGGAACACUCUGGCCUUAAACUCCAAAACCAAGAGGCCAGGGACACAAAACAAAACACUUCGAGCAGUCAGAUGAAUGUCAGAGCACUGCCUGCUGAACUGGAAGAUGUUACUGGCAGCACAGUGCAGCCAAUCACCGAAAAGCUGCAAAAUAAUGACGCUAGUGCAUCAUGUGCUUCUAACAAGUCUGUGUUUUUAAGUGAUGGGAUUCCCUCCUCCAGUCAAGAUGCUGGCACUUGUCCUCUGGGAUCCCAAACCAAGCACAGGCCUGAAGUUGUCCAAAUUCUGCCCCAUGAGCCCAGGACCUCCCCUGCCCACCUGGACUCCUCUGUAACUGAUCUGCUGGAGGUCCUAAGUCCAGCCCCUGGAUGGAACCAAAGCAGAUGCUUCAUGCUGCAGCAUCCUAUGCAGCAGUUCCACAGUGUUCAUGAUGUCCACAGAGAUCCCCUCCAAACUCAGUUCAUUCCUCAGGUGUCUUUUCAACCUCCAUCGUGCACAAUUCAAGACUCUGAAGAGAGGCAGAUUCUAGAAGAAAUCUUCUUCAUUUGUUGAGAGAUGAUCACUCCUCUUUUCUCUUGUGGAGUUGGCAGAAUGGAACCCAGAUGCUAAAGUACUGAGCUUCACAAGCACAGGUCAAAAAUGACUUAAACAUUAUGCUGAUUUGCUUAAGUUUUAGACAUAUGAUGGAGAAAAUGGUGCUUAUUUAGGAAAAGCAGUGGCUUCAAAGUUAAGGAAUCUAAACUUUAGUAUUUUCAUUUUCAUGAAAAAACUGGGUGCCGAAGACACUGAAGAUGCUAAGUUUAACAGAUUCUACUAUUUUGUAGUUGCCUUCAAGUGGUCAAAACAUAAUCACAUAAGUGUUAUUUCAUUCCUGUUUGUGUCAAUGUAUA
Messenger RNA from Scleropages formosus (Asian bonytongue), 2330 nucleotides. RefSeq names its product KIAA1328 ortholog. The record is from RefSeq and is a predicted model, not a curated record. Lineage: Eukaryota; Metazoa; Chordata; Actinopteri; Osteoglossiformes; Osteoglossidae. The transcript has 12 exons.